Molecule: messenger RNA, 2289 nt
Organism: Apis laboriosa (Himalayan honeybee)
Lineage: Eukaryota; Metazoa; Arthropoda; Insecta; Hymenoptera; Apidae
Gene: CaMKI
Product: calcium/calmodulin-dependent protein kinase type 1
Exons: 8
Coding region: 30-1343 (437 amino acids)
Biological process (GO): protein phosphorylation
Molecular function (GO): ATP binding; calcium/calmodulin-dependent protein kinase activity; calmodulin binding
Source: RefSeq, a predicted model, not a curated record
AAAUUAUACUAUAAUAAUAUAAUCCGAAGAUGCCACUCUUCGGUAAAAAAGAUUCAAACAAGAAGAUUAAAAAAGAUGGAAAAGAUGAUAAAUCGCCGUCUGUUGAGGACAAAUACAUCCUAAAGGAAUUACUUGGAACAGGUGCUUUUUCUGAAGUACGUUUGGCAGAAAGUAAGGAAAAACCUGGACAAAUGUUUGCUGUAAAAAUCAUUGAUAAAAAAGCAUUAAAAGGAAAAGAAGAUUCUUUAGAAAAUGAAAUUAGAGUUUUACGAAGGUUAACACAUCCUAAUAUUGUUCAGUUAUUGGAAACAUUUGAAGAUAAACAUAAAGUUUAUUUAGUUAUGGAAUUAGUUACUGGUGGAGAAUUAUUUGAUAGAAUUGUUGAAAAAGGUUCCUAUACAGAGAAAGAUGCCUCUGGUUUAAUAAGACAAGUUUUAGAAGCUGUGGAUUAUAUGCAUGACCAAGGUGUAGUACAUAGGGAUCUUAAACCCGAGAAUCUUUUAUAUUAUAAUCCAGAUGAAGAUAGUAAGAUUAUGAUUAGUGAUUUUGGUCUUUCAAAAAUGGAAGAUUCUGGUAUUAUGGCAACUGCUUGUGGUACCCCAGGAUAUGUUGCUCCAGAAGUCUUAGCACAAAAACCAUAUGGAAAAGCUGUGGAUGUAUGGAGUAUAGGAGUCAUUUCUUAUAUUUUAUUAUGCGGCUAUCCGCCAUUUUAUGAUGAAAACGAUGCGAACCUGUUUGCACAAAUUUUAAAAGGUGAAUUUGAAUUUGAUUCACCGUACUGGGACGAUAUCAGUGACUCCGCAAAGGAUUUUAUUCACAAAUUGAUGUGCGUCAAUGUCGAAGAACGUUAUACUUGCAAACAAGCCCUUGCACAUCCUUGGAUAUCCGGCAAUGCAGCUAGCAAUAAAAAUAUCCAUGGCUCCGUAGGAAAGUCUUCCUCUUCUCUCAUGGUUGCAGCAAGCCUAUCACGCAGCCACGGUUAUACGUCAAAUGCAACGGUUGGCGCUCAACAGCGGUCAACAGCAACAGGGCCCAGGAUCAACAGGCCCCUCCAGCGGCAAUCUCAUGCCAUACCCCGAUCAAUCGCAAUCCAACCCCAGUCAUCAAUCCAGAUCAGUGGAGUCUCCAACCAAUCACAAUUGAAGGAAAUACGCGAGUCACCCUUGUCAGUGUCAAGCUUGGUGGCCUCGAAUCCUAUUCCCAUUCCAAUCACUCCAAAUUCACCAUUAUACUUACGCAACAAACGCUUCAAGCUGUGGGGUAGCACACGCACUGCUCUGUCUACUCUAUUUCAAACGAAUAUAUCGUAUCUUAGAAAGCAAAGAAAGUAUAAGAAAAGUUGAGUCAUACUAAGUUUCUUCUAAUGAGAAACUGUCGGACGACUAGUUAUUUUCUUGCCGAAUAUUAUUCUAAUUCUGGUAAGAAUUUGUAUAGAUUCCAGCUAACUUGCUUUAUUGUGGUCUCCUGUGAUAUGGUUGCCACCGAUUAUAUAUAUAUUACAAAAGUACACAUGAAUGCUCAUAUACAUAAUUCCUUUCUCUCUCUCUCUUUCUCCUCCCCCUUCCUCCCUCCAUCAUACAGCCCGCGCGAUAUAAGGCGAUUUUUUAAAUUUUCUCGUUUUAUCGCGCUUCUUAAUUUUACAAGCUUUAUUUCAAAAUUCUAAAUAGACCUAUCUAUGUUGAUAUGUAUUCACAGUAAAAUUAAAUCCUAUAGUUAAUAGAGAUUUUAAACAAUGAUGAAAUAUAAAUAUUGAUCAAGCAAAAAUAUAGUUAAUAUCUUUAGAUAAACUUAAUGCUAAUUGUGAAAUUUUGUGACACAAGGAAAAUUUUGCUCGAUCAAAUCUAUUAAAUAUAUAUAUAAAAGAAAAAAAAAAAAGAAGAAACAAUGUGAACAGUACAACGACAUGUUUUUAUCUUUUAUAAAAUUUGAUGUAAUGAAUAGUAGUUGUUUAGAUGAUUCUUUGCGAUGUAAACAUUUUACUAUAUUCUAGUUAAAUAUGUUUUAAAUUUCACAAACCAAUAUGCAGUUUUUUGCCCGGUACUUUUUCGAUAAAUGGUACGAUCGAAUAUAAUAUAUAUAUUAUUUAAAGUAGUUUUUCAAAAAACAUAAUACAAAAAAACAAACUAAAUAAGCUUUUUAUAAAAUAGAUUACAAGAAGAAAAAAAUUCUUGCCAUAAAAUCAUGUUGUGUAAGAUCUGUGUAAGAUCUGUGUAAAGUUUGAUUUUAUCGAUAUUUGUUUUUAUGUUUUUUUAUAAUUAAAAUUUAUUUUAUUUUACGAUAAAGAAAAUU